GAGUUGAGAGGUCAGUGGAAACCGUGCCUCCCAUGGCUGGACGGCUGUUGAAGGUGUCCUCUUUGGCCACGGCUGUGUUCGCCUCCUCUGGAUUCUAUCUGUACAGCAAGCAUGUGGAUCCCAACGACAUCAGCUUCAUUAGAUUUGGAAGGGCUGCAGCCACGACUGCUGUUAUCAGCUAUGACUACAUGACAUCCCUCCGAAAUGUGCAGUAUGGGACUGAGGAGUACUGGACCCUCAAAUCCAAGGUACACCGUCGCUCUGCGGAGCGUCUCAGGGACCUGUGCUGUGCCAACAGGGGCACCUUCAUCAAGGUGGGCCAGCACCUGGGCGCCCUGGAUUACCUCCUUCCCGAGGAGUACACCAGUACCCUGAAGGUGCUCCACAGCCGGGCCCCACAGAGCACCAUGGAGGAGAUCCAGCAGGUCAUCCGGGAGGACCUGGGCAAGGAGAUUGCACAGCUCUUUGUGAGCUUUGAAGACACGCCCCUGGGGGCGGCCUCCUUGGCGCAGGUCCACAAGGCCGUGCUGAAUGACGGGAGGACAGUGGCCGUCAAGGUGCAGCACCCCAAAGUGCAGACCCAGAGUUCCAAGGACAUCUUAGUAAUGGAGUUCCUUCUCCAUGCUGUGCACUGGCUCUUUCCUGACUUCGCCUUCAUGUGGCUGGUAGAGGAGGCCAAGAAGAACAUGCCGCUGGAGCUGGAUUUCCUGAAUGAAGGGAAGAACGCUGAGAAGGUGGCAAAGCUGCUGAAGCAGUUUGAAUUCCUCAAGGUUCCAAAGAUUCACUGGGACCUGUCGACCAAACGUAUUCUAACCAUGGAGUUUGUGGAAGGGGGACAGGUCAACGACAGAGAGUACAUGAAGAAGCAUGGCAUUGAUGUGAAUGAGAUUUCCAGGAACCUGGGGAAGAUAUACAGCGAGAUGAUAUUUGUGAACGGCUUUGUGCACUGUGACCCCCACCCCGGCAACGUGCUGGUGAGGAAGUGCCCGGAAAGCAAUAAGACCCAAAUUGUGUUACUCGAUCAUGGCUUGUAUCAGGUCCUGAACCAGGACUUCCGCCUCAACUACUGCCGGCUGUGGCAGGCCUUGAUGAAGGCGGACAUGCAGGGCAUCGAGAGGUACAGCCGGCGCCUGGGCGUGGGGGACAUGUACCCCCUCUUCGCCUGUGUGCUCACCGCCCGCUCCUGGACCUCCGUCAACGCCGGCAUCAGUCAGACCCCCAUCACAAACUCGGAGGACGUGGAGAUCCGGACCAACGCCGCCCUCUAUCUACCUCAGAUCAGCGACCUGCUGAACAAGAUUCCCCGGCAGAUGCUUCUCCUCCUGAAGACCAACGACCUCCUGCGGGGCAUCGAGGCGACGCUGCAGACCCGGGCGAGCGCCAGCUCCUUCAUCAACAUGUCCCGCUGCUGCAUCCGCGCGGUGGCCACGUACAAGAGGAGUAAGGCCCGCUCGCGGACCAGGAGGAUGCAGAUCGCCCUGUCGGAGGCCGUCACCCUGUGGCAAAUCAACAUGUACGAACUCUUUCUGUGGCUCAAGGGCACCACGCUGGGCAGCUUGGUCACCUGGCUGUUGAGCUAUUUCCACUACACACACUGACCUCAGCUACAUCUCUGUCUGUUUACUGUAGCCAAAACCAGCACUGAAUCUCUUGUAGAAUGGACUAGAUUCUGACUGGACUCAGAUCACUUGACAUUGCCAUGAAGACGGUUACGCCAAUGGAUUCCAGUGUUCAACAUUACUUGAAAUAUGUACG
This is a messenger RNA of Megalops cyprinoides (Indo-Pacific tarpon), 1755 nucleotides long. It is a transcript of the gene adck1, whose product is annotated as aarF domain containing kinase 1. The coding region runs from base 33 to 1598 and encodes 521 amino acids. Gene Ontology annotation, cellular component: mitochondrial inner membrane. The transcript is spliced from 11 exons. Gene Ontology annotation, biological process: mitochondrion organization; lipid homeostasis. The record is from RefSeq and is a predicted model, not a curated record. Lineage: Eukaryota; Metazoa; Chordata; Actinopteri; Elopiformes; Megalopidae.